Molecule: messenger RNA, 3384 nt
Organism: Jatropha curcas
Lineage: Eukaryota; Viridiplantae; Streptophyta; Magnoliopsida; Malpighiales; Euphorbiaceae
Product: RNA-metabolising metallo-beta-lactamase family protein
Source: RefSeq, a predicted model, not a curated record
ACAGUGCUUCAUCCAGUUCUGAGAAAAUGAUAAGAAAGAUAUUUUAUAUCUCGACCUUACAAAUAAAUGCCCCAUUGGCUCACUCGUUAACUCCACUCAAUUUCCCGCUCCAACAAAGCUCAAUCACACUCUAAAAUCUUAAAACCUCUUCUAUCAAAAUUCUAGGGUUUCAAUUCCAGUAUCCAAUCUCUGUGACUUAUAAACACAUGCAGUUAGGAGUUUCGGGAGGCUUUUCUCUCUUGCACUAUAACUUUGGCUCUACAUGCUUUACUUCUUGUAGACCUAAACACUUGCAAAAUAUGGCCGCUAUAAAUGCUAUUUCACCAUGUCCGUUCAGUCUUUUGCGCCGACGGAGCCCGAGCAAGUUUUCCAUUUCGUGCUCUGUUGGCUCUCCUACUAGAAUUGGCAGUCAUGGAUACGGAGCACCACGCAGAAGACAGGGAAGAAUGGAAGGAGCUGGGAAAAGUAUGGAGGAUUCCGUUCAACGCAAAAUGGAACAGUUUUAUGAAGGGUCUGAUGGCCCACCCCUCCGCAUUGUUCCAAUUGGUGGUCUGGGUGAAAUUGGGAUGAAUUGCAUGCUUGUUGGGAAUCAUGACCGCUAUAUACUUAUUGAUGCUGGUGUUAUGUUUCCCGACUAUGAUGAACUUGGAGUCCAAAAAAUUAUACCCGACACCACAUUUAUUAAAAAAUGGAGACACAAAAUUGAAGCUGUUGUGAUAACUCAUGGGCAUGAAGAUCACAUCGGUGCAUUGCCUUGGGUUAUCCCAGCUUUGGAUUCCUGUACUCCAAUAUACGCAUCAUCUUUUACAAUGGAGUUGAUCAAAAAACGUUUGAAGGAGAAUGGGAUUUUCGUUCCAUCUAGACUUAAAGUUUUUAGAGCAAAGAAGAAAUUUACAGCUGGACCUUUUGAAGUAGAGCCAAUCAGGGUGACCCAUUCUAUUCCUGAUUGUUGUGGUCUGGUUCUUCGCUGUGCUGAUGGUACAAUUCUUCAUACAGGGGACUGGAAGAUAGAUGAAUCACCAUUGGAUGGGAAAGUUUUUGACCGUCAAACAUUGGAGGAACUCUCAAAAGAAGGAGUUACGUUGAUGAUGAGUGACUCAACAAAUGUACUGUCUCCGGGAAGGACAAUUAGUGAAAGUGUGGUAGCAGAUUCACUAAUGAGACGUAUUUCAGAAGCUAAAGGAAGGGUCAUUACUACUCAAUUUGCAUCAAAUAUACACCGUCUAGGGAGUGUGAAAGCUGCUGCAGAUUUGACUGGUAGAAAGUUGGUCUUUGUCGGCAUGUCGUUGAGGACAUAUUUGGAUGCAGCUUGGAAGGAUGGGAAGGCACCAAUUGAUCCAUCAACCCUUGUGAAAGUGGAAGACAUCGAUGCCUAUGCUCCAAAGGAUCUGCUGAUUGUUACAACUGGAUCACAAGCAGAGCCACGUGCUGCACUUAAUCUUGCAUCAUAUGGGAGUAGUCAUUCCUUGAAACUGAACAAGGAAGAUAUCAUUCUAUAUUCAGCUAAGGUAAUCCCUGGUAAUGAAUCUAGGGUGAUGAAGAUGCUGAACCGUAUAUCAGACAUUGGGUCAACUAUAGUAAUGGGUAAGAACGAACUGCUGCACACAUCAGGCCAUGGAUAUCGUGGAGAACUAGAAGAAGUACUUAGAAUUGUGAAGCCACAGCAUUUUCUUCCCAUACAUGGAGAACUCUUGUUCUUGAAAGAGCAUGAAUUACUUGGAAAAUCAACUGGAAUUCGACACACUACUGUUAUAAAGAAUGGAGAGAUGCUUGGGGUUUCCCACCUAAGGAACAGAAGAGUUCUAUCUAACGGGUUUAUUUCCCUUGGCAAGGAAAAUUUGCAGUUGAUGUAUAGCGAUGGAGAUAAAGCAUUUGGCACAUCAACCGAACUUUGCGUUGAUGAGAGACUAAAAAUCGCCACAGAUGGCAUUAUUGUGGUCAGCAUGGAAAUUCUACGGCCUCAAAAUGCAGAGGGUCUAAUGGAAAAUACCAUAAAAGGAAAAAUAAGAAUCACAACCCGCUGCUUGUGGCUGGAUAAAGGGAAACUUUUAGAUGCUCUUUAUAAAGCUGCCCAUGCUGCACUUUCAAGCUGUCCUGUGAAUUGUCCUUUAUCGCACUUGGAAAAGACAGUGUCUGAGAUUUUGAGGAAGAUGGUAAGAAAGUAUAGCAGUAAAAGGCCUGAAGUCAUUGCCAUUGCUGUGGAAAACCCCACUGCAGUUCUUGCUGAUGAGGUCAAAACAAGGCUAUCUGGAAAUUCUGAUGUUGGUUUUAGGAUAUCAGCAUUGAAAAAAGUGGUAGAUGGAUAUCCAAAAAGAAACCGCUCAAGUAAGACGCAGUUAGAAAGCAAUGGCUAUAUGCAGCUAGAUAACACAUCACAGCAAAAUCCAGAAGUUGAUGAUGUUGAAGUUGGAAGAGUAUUACCUGAUGAUGAGAUGGCAACCUCGACAUCCAGCUUGUCUGACAGAAUUUCCUCCAACUCUGAGGAUCAAGAUGAUUUCUGGACAUCACUCAUUGCAUCAUCUUCACCUGUAGGCACUUCAGUUCCAAAUCAGGAACAUAUAAAAGAGUUUAAGGAAGAUGGUGGUAGGAACAGUGAAGACGAGACUUCGGAAAUGCAAAAUUCUCAACCAAAGCCUUCUAAGCGUCUGAAAAAGAAUAAAUGGAAACCUGAGGAGGUUAAGAAACUGAUAAAAAUGCGUGGGAAAUUACAUGAUAGAUUUCAAGUUGCAAAGGGAAGAAUGAUUCUCUGGGAGGAGAUAUCGAAUAGCUUGAUAAUUGAUGGGAUCAAUCGAAGUCCUGCGCAGUGCAAAUCUUUGUGGGCAUCCUUACUUCAAAAAUAUGAGGAAAGCAAGACUGAGGAGGAAAGCCAAAAAAGUUGGCCCUAUUUUGAAGACAUGAAUAAAAUUUUAUCUGCCUACGAGGCAACGACAACAAAAUGAUCAAAAGAGGAGCAUGAAUUAAAUACUUUGGAAGAGCUUCAACAGCCAUGUUGAUCCAAAUAAAGCUUGGAAAGUGAUGGCCACGGUGAUACAAUUAACAGCAUCAGGGAUUCAUGUUCAUAAAGAAUCAGUCCAGAUAUGAUAAUUCUGAAGCGGCAGAGCAAAUGAUGAAUCAUGACGAACAAGGAAUUAAUUUGGCUUUGUACCUAUAGGGUCCUGUGUAAAAUGGUUAUCUGAUAUGGAAUCAACCUGCAGAGGAUGUUUCCUUUCCUUGGAUGUUUCAAUUCUUCGUUUCAUAAAUUUUGUUUCAUUUUGAUGUCAUGCAGACGCAGCACUACUGUUUUGGUUGCUGGUCAAAUUGUUGUAAGAUCCAAGAAUGAUUCUUUAUGAAUUUCUUGUAUACUGAUUAAUUAUAUACAAUUUCUUGCAUUUCUUAUCGGAGUAA